CCAUCCAUGAUUGUGCGGAAUGCUAUCAGUGUCUACGACUCGUUGGUCUUGUCAUUAGCUUAUUGGAUAAAUAAUGUAGUUAGAGACUAAUCCGCUAAAUUCCAGAGCCACAUACCACAGGUACUUUUUGUACUUUCUAUUGCAUUGCAACGCGAGUUUUUCUAAUAGACAUCCCGAUCGAGCCAGUAUACAAAUUCAUAAUGGCGGGUAUAGAGAAUGAUUGUAAUCACGCCAAUAUGGACCAGAGUGAUCCAGUAGAGGACUGUCAUAUGUCGCGGUGCGAAAUAAAACCUGGAGAUUGUACGGAGAUCCAGACACCCGAGAUAUGCGACGACAGUGCUGUGCUAGGCUCUGGGGAUACGAAGAUGGCUAUAAAUAACACACCGGAAGUAGAUACGACAGUAGACGUUGAAGUAUUGAAAAAAAAUGAGCACGAGGCAACACAUGACCCGCUGGAAGUGGAAGCUAUUCUGAUAUGUAGUUCAAACGAUAUACAGGUUGACAUCAAUUCGGAUGUACAUGUACAUACCAUAUCAGAUACACGUGUAGGUUCCCCAACAAGUGUCAGUGAAGCUAAAAACACUGAUAUAGUUAAUAAUGGCAACCUUCAGGCAGUAGAUGGUAUAGACCUAGUAGGAGGUGCGGAUUAUACAGUUACUACUGGGGUUACGGGCCUGGACAGUGGCACGGAAGGCAGUGUAUACCGAGACGAUCUACUCUGCAAGUUUUCCGUUGAGCAUACCGAAGACUCUGUAAGUUUAUACAUGAUUCUGAUGAAGUGA
Sphaeroforma arctica JP610 is the source of this 782-nucleotide messenger RNA. RefSeq lists its product as hypothetical. NCBI's taxonomy places the organism in Eukaryota, Ichthyosporea, Ichthyophonida. The transcript has a single exon. The coding region runs from base 201 to 782 and encodes 193 amino acids. The record is from RefSeq and is a predicted model, not a curated record.